Messenger RNA from Fomitopsis serialis, 1367 nucleotides. RefSeq lists its product as uncharacterized. The coding region runs from base 284 to 1117 and encodes 277 amino acids. Lineage: Eukaryota; Fungi; Basidiomycota; Agaricomycetes; Polyporales; Fomitopsidaceae. The record is from RefSeq and is a predicted model, not a curated record. Gene Ontology annotation, molecular function: protein binding. The transcript has 5 exons.
CUGGCCCUAGAGCGGUGCGUCCAUUUGCAUUCUCGGAUUAGCUACGGUGUCUGGAUCUAAGUGAGCCCUGAGACACAUUCUUGAUCAUUAGUAAAUGGUGUUGCGUGGCUUGAGUUAUGUCAUGCCAUAAAGGGGAACAUCGCCCUCGAGCUCCGUCGACUUGAUCGUCGAUGGAAGCAAGCCUUGAGGACGCCACACAGCCAAAGGCAUGAUAAAAAGAGAGGACGAGAUGUGGCUCGUCGGGUGCCGACCUACAUUCGCUCGACUGGACAACUAACAUACUAUGAAUCCUCAAGAGAUUACGCCCUCGAUUGGAACUUCGACUUGUGGCAUGCUCAAAUCCCCGUGGAGAGUUGGGUCGAUUAGCGAACGAUCCUACGCGGACGAUGGGGACGUCCUCGUCUCAUCUUGCGAUGGCGUACGCUUCAGAGUACACAAACGGAAUCUACACAUGCACUCGGAGAUCUUCCCUGGGGACGACUUUCUAUCAGACGACAUAGUCAACCUGUCGGAAGACUCGUCUACAUUGGAGCUUCUCUUCCAAUACAUGUAUCAGCCUCCGCAGCCGGACUUGCGCGCCGUCACGUUUGAGCAGCUGGCGAAGUUGGCGGAAGCUGCGGAGAAAUAUCGUGUUCUGGCCGCCAUGGAGAACUGCAAGGUUUCAAUGAGGGCCUCUUUAUCCACUUGCAAGGAGCCAUUCGCUGUACUCGGCUAUGCUGCAAGACACGGGCACAAGGAUAUCUCUGCUGAGGCCGCGCUCAGGACGCUGAGUGUAUCAGCGAAAGAUGCACUCGAUCAUCUCGGGCCCGCACAUUUCAUUAGAUGGUGUCUCUACCGCGAUCCAUGGGUUCAGGCGCUACUCGAUGCCUACCGUCCACCACCCCCAGGUGGUAUUCUGCAUAAGGGCGGGCUCUGGGAGUGUGAUCUUUGGAAGCCCUUCGUACUGGCCGUGGUCGACGACAUGGGCCAUGACUUGGAGGCACCCCUGCAGUUCUCCUCGGUCCUCGAGAGGAACUACGCGAAACUGCAGGAUUGUUGGCACUGCAAACUGCGCGCUCAGACAUGGCGGGAUCAGAUUCACCGUCGUGUUGCCGAAUUGCGAAGUUUUCAGUUCUAGUAUGCAACAAGGGAAUGUCACAGUUAUGUUUGAUGGUCUAUCGACGUGGUCUGGUAGUGUUCUUGCGUCUGUACACUUCUUUGACUGCAGGUUCGAGUCUGAACCAAGAAUCACAACAGGUUGAAUGAUCGUACCUAAACAAGGAGCAGGUGGAUGUAUGCUGUGCGAAUCUUCUUGCCACCAGGCUGAUCUUCGACCUCGUGUCAAAUACUAGAUGAGAGUCGCGCAGCGUGACAAGCUGUACAUUGUG